UCUUCGCCCGCGGAGUUCGCUGCGAGGCCUGCCUUGUCCGGCCGGCUCGGAGCCCUGGCCGCCGCCCCCACAGCAGGCGGGGGAAGAACCCGGCCGGUUCCUCUGCGAGUUGCUGCCGCCGACCCUGGCAGGCUCAGGGCAGCUCCUGCCGAGAGGGAAGAUUCCCUUUGCCAAGGACACGCGGGGCCUUGCUCUCCCCUCCCCGCCGCCCCUCACUGACGCUCUGGGAUCUCGCCCUGCAGCACAGAUGCCCUGCCCAUUGCUCAUCCUGGGCCUGCUGGUGCUCGCUCCAGCCGGCUCAGUGGAUAUCCGGGUCCCCGAUGACCCUGUGAUCGCCCUCUUUGGUCGGGACGCCGUCCUCCACUGCUCUUUCUCGCCUGAUGCCAGCUUCAGCCUCACCGAGCUCAGCCUCAUCUGGCAGCUGACGGACACCAAGCGGUUGGUGCACAGCUUUGCCAGCGGGCAGGACCAGCUGGCUGACCAGGGCAGCGGCUAUGUCAACCGCACGGCCCUCUUCUACGAGGAGCUGCCCCGGGGCAAUGUCUCGUUGCUGCUGCGGCGGGUGCAGAUCUCCGAUGAGGGCAGCUUCACCUGCUUUGUCCGGGUCCAUAGCUACAGCAGCGCGGCGGUGACGCUGCAGGUGGCCGCUUUGUAUUCUAAGCCCAACUUGAACCUGGAGCCCAGCAAGAACCUGAAGCCAGGGGACCUGGUGAUGGUGACCUGCCACACCUUCCGCGGCUACCCUGCGGCUACGGUGCUCUGGCAGGAUGGCCAGGGCAACAACAUCACGGAGAACGUCACCACCUCCCAGGUGGCCAAUGAGGAAGGGCUCUUUGAUGUGCAGAGCAUCCUCCGUGUGGUGCUGGAGCCCAACAGCACUUACUCCUGCCUGGUGCGGAACCCCGUGCUGCAGCAGGAGACCCACGCCUCCGUUACCAUCACUGGCCAGCACCUCAGCUUCCCUGCCGUGGCUCUCUGGGUGACUGUGGGACUCGCUAUCUGCAUCUUGGGGCUGCUGGGUGCCCUGGCUUACGUGUGCCGGAAGAAAAUUCGCCAGAGCUGCAAGGAAGAGGAAGAGAAUGCAGGGAUGGAGGAGCAGAGUGAGGAUGGUAGAGAACCCAAGACAGCUUUGCAGCCUCUGAAGAGCACAGAGAACAAAGAAGGCAACGAACAAGAAAUUGACUGACAGGAAGUGGAGGAGAUGCACAAACGAUGCCCCAUGCCACAGACUAGCAGACUGUCCUCUCGGACCAUUGUAGCCUCCUGGGGGAUGUCCUAUAGGAGACACUGAACAUCCCAUCCCCUGUGUCACCAUUGCUGCAUACCCUGGCCAUGAUGGACAGCAGCUUCAGCCUGUUUGCUCUGUUUGCUUCACCGUAACCAUCUUCCCCUUCCUCUACCCCCCCCCCCCACACAGGGUAGAUGCAGUUGUGUUGCUAUGUAGGGCUCGCUUCCUCACGGGGCUGGAUACACUUUAUUCCCAGGAGUCCUUCUCUUCCUGGCCUGUGCAGCCCAAAGGAGCCUGAUUCUCCAUUGUCCUGCACCUUUGGUGCUCAUUUCCACCAAUGCAAAGUGGGUGCAUAGUGCUCCCAAUGGUGACCAUUUGCACUCACACUGCCCCGGUGGAAAUGACUGCAUAAGAUGCAGGGCAGUGGAGAGUUGGGCCCAGGAUGUGAAGGGCUCUUUCCUGUAAGGUGAUUAACUUAGAGAUCAAUGGGGUUACUCCUGCACUUAAAGUUAAGCAGGUGCUAACGUGCUCUGCUGGAUGGGUUGGAGGGCUUGAUCCCUUGUGAGAUUGAACCCUCCCUGCACAGGAGGUGCAGCCAGCAGGAUCUGAGCAGCUAGGAGGGAUGCAAUGGGGACGCUUGCCAAACAAGUGUGUGGUCAGAUGAGGUGGGUGGUGAACUCCCCCACCCUCCCGCAAUUUUAUCGAUGGUUAAGGGGAUGUUUGCUUAUCAGUGCCCUAUUACAGCACCAGCUCUUGGUGUCUUGGCCCUUAUAGCAUGUGACUAACACCAGAGCUGGCGUAUGGCUCCAUGGAUGUUCCUCCUCCCCAGUCCCAGCCAUCCUUCCCCCGCUGUCACCACAAAUCAGGCUCCAGCUUAUUCCCACACCCCAAAUUCAGCUUCUAAAGGGGGCGGAGAGGGGAUGGGACCAGGUGUCUGUCUUUCAGAAGAUCCAAAGGCAGAGGCUCUGAGUGUCCUUGUGCCCUCCUGUCUGCCUUUCCUCUCCUGCACCUGGUGCCUGAGACCCAACCACAACCGUUCUUUAGGGGAUCUGCUGAUCGUUGGACUAUCCUCCCCUCAGGAUGCCUUCAUGGACAAGGUUCAACAACCUCCAAGCAGUAGGCCUGUGGAGGUGGACAAUGGGCCCAAGAAGGUCUUUGAAGCUCUUGGAGAUGAACAGUGGGUCCAGGUGGCUGUAGAGAUGGAGAAUGGCCUAGUGCGGUUAUAGAGGCUCCGUGGGGAUGGAGCUCAUAGACUUGAGUGGAAGUGGUCCCUGGUCUUGGUCCUGGUUAUGGCAGAGGCACAGCUCCAAAGGGCAUCUUGUUAUCUUUAACGUUGUACCACUGUCACCAGCAUGUCUUUUGCCAUAAGCCCCUGGAGCCAGAGCUGUCCCUGGCUUAAUUCUAUUGAGGUUGGUGGAGUUACCCCAGGGGUGGGUUUGGCCCAGAAGAUUUUGUUGAGGCAGGAGAAGGAGAGGAAACUUCAUAGAUCUCACCCCCCUGCCCUUGCCUUGCUUUAUCAAAGGAGUCAGGAAGUAUCUGUAACUGGAUGUUGCGCCUGCUUGGGCCAAGGGUGAGGAGGGAAACUUGCAGGUCAGAUGUGACCCUCAACUACUAACUCCCAAGCUGCUUGCAUCCUUGCUGGAGAAGGGGAUGGGCAUGAGCGGAGGCAGAGAUGGAUUCUCCCGUCGUUUUUGCAUCCCUGGUUGGGAAGGAUGAUCCACAAUUUUCUGCAGCAAAGCUAUCCCCAUUUCCUGCUCUAUCCAUCAGAAAGCCUCCCCUGCAGCCUGGUUCCAGGGCCAGUGAGGUCAAGGGUGCCACCUCAGCUGCUUGCGAAGAGCACUGUGAAGUUAAAUGGGAGUUCCCCCCCCAUGGUUGUCGCUCUCACACACUGGCCGGUCUGUUCCUGGGCAUCUGGUAGCCAUUUUGAAGCCAAGGUUUCCCAUGAGCUGAUGCCUCUAAAGUAUGUGUUUGGGGUCAUCAACUCUGAGGUGAAUGGAAAAUACCUGACUGAGCAGCAUGGAACCUGCCAGUGACCCUAAGCUUUUCCUGCCAGAAAGCUAGAGGCAAGGGGAAACUAGGCUGCGAGAAUCUAAUGGGCCAUGGAGGCCCACCUGCCUUCUCAGCCCCACCCGUGGUUCAUCUAAAUCACUGGGCUUCUCAGCUAUGUCAGUGGGUGUGUGUGUGUGAUUAACUUCAUUGGGGAUGCCCUCAUGUAUCCCAGCUGAAGAGCUGAGGGGCUAUUAUAGGUGGUGGGGGAGCACCUCCUAUUGUUAAGAUUUGCUGACACCUCCCUAUAUAAGACCCUGCUUUCAGUUGCUUUAUAACUUUGCCAAGCUUUAGCCGUUUGGAUGGAGAUUUUCCAUGCCAGAGGUCUGCCUCAGGCUGAAUGCGUUUGGCAAAUUUCAGCCAGAAUGGCUUGGCUGUUUCUGAGAAUGAGGCUAAGGGAAAGUACAUUGUUUAGUUCAUGUUAAAAACAAUUUGGGCGCCCUUUUCUUUGAGCAGCUUUAGCGUCCCCGUGCUUGGGAAGGGGGACUUGAAAUUUGGUAGGGGCAUGGCCUCUGUGUCAGGGAUGUGCCUGUUGCCACCCCGGUGAAAAUCUGCCCACAUUUGGUCAAGUUUCUUUUUAAAAUUGCAGUUUGCAUGUACCCAGAGACUUCAGUUUUGCCAGCUAAAUCUCUGAUGAUUCCAUCCUCACUGAGCAUGCUCGAGGCUCUCUCAGCUCCUAGUGCUGACCAGACUGUGCGUGUGCCAUCCCCAAAGAGCAGCUGUGCAUGCUGCUGCUAGACUAGGGCUGCUGGGACAAAGCUGGACUUGCCCUGUGAGUGCUGCUCUAGGCCAGGUGUGGCGGGGCAGAGAGGCUGUCUCUCGUGCUCUCAGGAUCCAGGCACUUUGGCAGAGGAAGCUGUCUGAUGUGGUGCAGAGGGGACAAAAGCUGGAUCGGGGCAAGGGAAGGAGUAAAUUGGUGACAUGGAAUCUAGCAAACCUGGGUCUGCAGAAGGAAGGGAUGCUGGGACCAACUGGGGGACAGGACUGGGAACCAGGGAGAGAAAUGGGACAGGACUGGGAGCCAGUUGGCAGGGAGGGGGGAGACUGGCACUGGCUGGACAAUGAGGCUGGGAUUAGGGACCAGUGAGGGAAGGGCAAAGGGAGCAGGGGGAGGGGGACAGCUGAAAAGGAGCUGGUAUGUGGGAGAAUUGGGACUGCUUGGGCAAAGAGAUGGGGCAAGGAGCCAGAGAGGGGGGAGAUUGAAUUUAAAUGAGCAGCCCCGGGAGGGAGAUUAGGAGUGGAAGCCUAUGGGGAUGGGAAGCAGAGGGAGCUCAGAUGUGGAGCUGGGAGAGGGAACUGGCUGGGAGAGGAGUUGGGGCAAGAUGGGGAGAAUUGUGACUGGGUGUGAGUGAGACUGGGAGUUGGGGGAGAGUUUGGGAUUUGGAAAGUGGGGGCCGGGGAUACUAGUGCAGGCUGGGCAAGGAGAUGGGCAAGGAGAUUGGCUGGGAUGAGAAGCCUGAGCAGUAGAGGCGACUGGGUAGCUAGGAGAAUGGGACUGGAACAAGUAGCCAGGGCUGGGGAAGCGACAGAGACAGGAAUAGCUUGGUGGUGGUAGGGGAGAAGGGGUCAAGCUUGGGAGCAAUGAUGGGAAGAGUCUGUGGCCACUAGAGCACACGCCCCUCUUGAGCCUGGAUUGGAACCCAAGAUUACUGAGGCUCAUUCCUUUGCCGUCAGCAAGCAUCUGGCAAAGUGUGGGCCUCAUCCCCCUCUGAGCCAUAUAGAGGAUGACAACCCACUACUGCUGCCAGUUAUUCCAUGAGCUCCCAUGGCAGAGGUCUGUGCGGUGAAUCUAACAGUUCCAGCCCUGCUGAUAAUGCAUGUAGGUGUCAAUAUGCCACAGAGAGGAAUUCCUGAUCUUUCAGGUUUUUGGUUUUUUUUUAAACCUCGGCAAAUAUGUGAUCCCCUUGUGCAUGUGUAUUAUGGUACAGUGUUUAAUGACAUGGUCACAUACUGUUGUUUGCACAGGAUCCCUUCCUGGUUCAGUGCACUGGCUGGACCUGUUCUAGGAAUGAAUCAGGGUUAUGCAGUGAAGGAGGCUGGAAUUAGCAGGACCCUGUCUCUUUUGUUGCAGAGGUUAGAAGAUGUCUAGUGAAUGAGGAAGGGGGCUUCAAGAAGAGAAAGGCAUGGGUCUCAUGGGAAAGGCCGUUGAAUGCUGCCCUGGAAUUAGAUUCUAUUCCUGCCUCUUGAGGCCGAGUUCCUGUGUGAUGCUGGGCAGAUCAAACCAAUUGUUAACAGGUGGCCACUGAUUGUGUGUUCCUCAUUUUGGGGAUGCCUGACUGGAGACCCUGGGCGGAAGUGCUGAGCACGCCCUGCUGCAGCUGGUCAGUGAGAGCUGUGAUUGAAUAUAGAAAGUGCUAUAUAAUGCUUAUCAGGCCCUAGGUGCCUCGUAUUGGGCACCAAAAUUAGUAGAUACUUUUGACCUUAAUCUCUCUGUGCCUCAGCUGUCCACCUGUAAAAUGUGGAUAAUACUUCCUCAUCUCUCCAUUAAUUUUGGUGAAGCACUUCGCUACUCUAAUGAUGAGUGCAGGAGAAAAGCCCAUGGGGAAAUGAAUAAUUCUGUCUCAGAGCAGGGUUUGAAUAGUGGGCAGUAGGUGGGGCGAGGGGCCUCACAUGGAACAAUGAGGCCAAAACAAAAUAUUGACUAGCUGCUCAUUAAGGGAACACCAUCCACCCUGUGCCGUGAUGGAAAAAACAGUAUGAGAUUGUGUAAUUAAAGACUUUGUCAUAAUGCAUAUGCACCAGGGACCAAAUUUAGAUUGCUAAGGCAGCCUUAAUUUUGGCAUUUCCUAACUUUUGAUGGCUUGACUUUGCAAUCUAAAUAGCUUCCUUUUAAUGUAGCUUUUGUGUGUAACAAAGACCUGUGCAGGCCACUAAAUGUUUGUGAGUUAAGGGGCCCAAGACAGAAUGUUCCGGGCCAUAAAAGGAGCAGAGCCAUUUAAGCUGUGCUCACAGCACCAGUGGAAACAUAAAGGGGCAGACCAAAGUCAGGGAGGUGCCAGCAUUGUCCGGCCAGCCUGCCUUAUGCAUAGUUUCUGAUCCCUGGCUGCCUUUUUCACCCUCCAUCCGUGCUUCUCGUACUCAAGCCCCAAACUGUGCUGCAUUCAGACAUCCUCAGCACUCGUCUCUGGCCCCACUCAGGCAGGGAGAUACCAUUGGGCUAGAAUCAAGGUCUGGUUUGGUAUUUUUUAAUUAUUUAAAUUCCAGAAUCUGGAGUAUUUUGUGCCUUGACACUUACAUUUUGGGGAAAAUAAAUGCUUGGUUCUUUUUGACAAAG
This is a messenger RNA of Malaclemys terrapin pileata, 6548 nucleotides long. RefSeq names its product CD276 molecule (gene CD276). NCBI's taxonomy places the organism in Eukaryota, Metazoa, Chordata, Testudines, Emydidae. Bases 248 to 1186 code for a protein of 312 amino acids. The record is from RefSeq and is a predicted model, not a curated record. The transcript is spliced from 8 exons.